AUGACUCCUUUUGAUAUAUUCUUAGCUUUGAGAUUUUCAACUGUUUAUUAUUCUAUAUAGAUGUUUACAGGCAGAAUUUCAGCUAGUGAAAAUACCUAAUUAGGAGAUUGGUUAGCAAAUCAUUUAGGAGAAGGUUAUGAUGUAAUGAAAGAAAAUUUCUUAGAAUAAUUCUCCAAUCCAUAUAUCUUAGAGUUUUUUACAGAUGAAAAUUUUGAUGUACUUUUUAUGAAAACUAAUUCUUCAAAUAUGGAAAAGAAAACAAUUUCUUUUAGAGAAUCUUUAAAUGUUUUAUUAUAAUAUUAAUACUAAUUUAAGAUUGCAUAUCAACAGAAAACUCCUUUAUUGUCUCAAGCUUUUACUGCCUAUCCAUAUGCAAACUAUUUAAAUUUACAUGAUAAGUUUGAUAAUUUAACAUCCAGUAUUCUUGAAUAUACGAAAUAAAGGAAAUAAAUAGUUUAAGAAAAUUGGACUAGAAUUUGGAUACCAUUUCUUAUUGUUGAUUUUUUAUUAAUUGUAGGUUGCUAUUAUCUUUAUAAAAGUUAUCUAUAAAUAUAUGAUAGCUUUUUAAACUUAUUCAAAUAUGCUGAAACUAUUUGGAUCAAUAGAGAUAUGGAGAGGUAUAAAAUUUUAAUCAACAUUUUAACUAAGAAUUCUGAUGUUAUGUUUAAAUAUUAAUUUGAUUUGGAAUAAAAAGAAAAAUUUAUGAUGGCUGAAAGAUAUAAAUUAGAAAAUUAAGGAAUUCAUGAAAGUAAGAAAAAGAAAUCAUAUAAAGAACACAAUUAAAUGCCUACAUUAAUUGGAUUAAUUUCUCUAUCAGCUUUAUUUUCAGUAUUCUUCAUCUCAUCAUUAUUGAUUUAAUUGUCUACAAAUGAUUAUCUCGAUAAAUAUGGUCGUACAGCAGAUAUCUAUAAAUAUAUUGGAGAUUUAUGUUAUAAAAUACCAGGGUUAUUUUCAUAGAGGUAAUUUCUAUAUUGGUGGGCAAUUUAUUAUCUAGAUGUUAAUGACAAACCUAGAAUGUAGAAUAGACUUUUUGAUGGAAUUGAAAGUUGUAAGAAAUUUGAUAUGAUGAUGUAAUAUUUUGAUUAAGAAACUUAUUUAACAACUCAAGCUUUUGUUGAUUCCUUAACCAAUUUAACAAAAAAGCCAGUUUGUGACUUUUUUAAUCAAACAAUAUAAAAGGAUUACUCUUUUUACUGUAAUCGAUCAUUUGAAGGUGCUUUGACAAUGGGAAUCACAUAGGCACUAAUAUAUGUAGGAAAUGCCUUUACAGUUGCAUAUGAAUUAAACAAUUUCACAUCAAUUGUCUAAUAUUUUAAAUAUGAAGCAGAAGGAAUGUAUAUAAUGGUUAAGGGAUUGAUUGAAUUAGUAAGCUCAUUAAAAGAUGCAUUACUUCAAGCCACAAAUUCACAUAUGAAUUAAAUUAUAGGUUUAAGUGUAUUCCUUUUAGUAUUUUAAAUUUUAAUAUUCCUGAUACAAUUUUUUAUACUUCAUAGAUAUUAUUCACAUGAAUAUUAAUUAGUGAGAAGAUAUAUGUUGUUAUUACCCUCCUCGACUGUCUUAUUAGAUGACAAUUUUGAAAGAAAUAUUAGAAUAUUUUAUACACAAUUCUAAUUAUGA
Molecule: messenger RNA, 1617 nt
Organism: Paramecium pentaurelia
Lineage: Eukaryota; Ciliophora; Oligohymenophorea; Peniculida; Parameciidae
Source: the annotation of a GenBank genome assembly